GAGAGUGCGAGGUGAACAGCUGUUCCACAGGUUUGGUGUAAAAAUGAAGCCAGUUAGAUGCAGUUUGUUCUAUGGACCUCCCAAAGCAGUGACAGAGGUAAGAGCUGGAUACCUGCAUAAGUCUCCUCCUCCAAAACUGAUGACAACAGAGAAAGCAUGGAAGAAACGUUUCUUUAUCCUGUUCAAGCUCAGUGACACAGAAUAUCAGCUCAAGUACUUCAGAAGAGAGGAAAAGGACAAGGCAGCUGGAGAAAUAGACUUGUCACAGGUCUCACUGUUGCAUGUGAGUCCGCAGCAUCAUCCAAAAUGGAACUGGAUCCAGAAAAGCUUUAAAUGCUCCCCUUCCUGUGUGCUCUUCAUCAAGGCUACGGAACGGGAGUACUUCCUUGUCGGGGAGAACAGCGACGAUGUGGAUGGCUGGUUCUCUGACCUGUUUGAUGCAAUGAAAAGCCGACCUCAUCAACUCUCCUCUUCAGGGGAGUUCCCUUAUAAGCAGGCAACGAUUGAGGUAAUUUCAAAACCACUCAUCAGAAAGACGAAUUCUUUCGCAGAGGCUGAAAAGGGAUUCCUAAAAUUCCGGUCAAUGUCCGAUCCGUCCUCAAACACUUUGGAGAAUGUCACUGAAAAACCCGAGGAGCAAGCGGAUCCUAAAAGACGCGCAUCUGAGCCUGAGGAACCAAUCUAUGUAGUUCCAAGACCACAAAAAAAUGUGAAUAAAGAUGGACCACCAAGUGGGGAACGACGCAACAGUGUGGAAGCAUUAUAUGAAACAAUGAGUGGCUUCAAAUAUAUUGAAGAAUCAGCUCAGCCAGAGGACCAUGAAGUUGAGGACGCUAACAAAAGCACGCUGAUGAGGACCGUCAUUCAGACCUUUGACAAAAUGAAGACACAGGUGUCCCCGCUGCCACCGUUUGCUGAGGAGCCAGAUGAUGACAACAACAGUAAACGCUGGUCUACAGAUUUAAGCAGCAGCUCUAGUGACCGUGGUGCCAUGUCCCCUGUUGAACUAUUGGAUGCAUCUGAAAAAAAUGACUCCAGUGAGAGCUCUGACCACAGAACAGAAGAGCGGGAUAUUAUGGUGAAACAGGCAGACCUUAAAAACUACCUGACCCUAACAGAGGUGGAUAGGAAGCCCAGUGUGUCUGGGUGGACGGGACAGCCACAGACCGUGUGUCUGUUCCACAAAGGCGACCAGAUUCUGGCAGUUAAUGACCUGCAGGUCAGCACUGUGGAGGAGUUCACCACGUUUAUCAGCAAGUCACUCAAGAAUGAGGUGAAAGUGACCCUCCUGCGUCAACCUAGAAACCAGCAGCUGCACCUGCCAAACUUCACCUGCACUGAUUGGCAAAAUGCUAAUUAGAAAUGAGAAAUUUCAUUCUUCUACAAGCCAGCAUGUGUUUAUAUGACCUGUGCUGACCACUUAUAAUAGCUGACAGUAUUUUCCCUUCCCUUGCUUUUUUUGUUUUGUUUUUAAAUCUGUCAUCAGUUUACUCAACAAAUGAAGGAUGAAAAUCAUUUUGCACCUUGCAUAAACCAUAUUUGUGACCAGAUAGAUGUGAUCUUCUUUUGGACAAGUACUCAGUGUAUGUUUCAGUGCUUGUUUAAUUAACUGCAGAUAAGAGGAAACUGUCAAAAGUUACCAAAGAAGGAAACAAAAGGCAGACAUUAGGCAGAAAAAUAGUUCCUUGUGCUGCAUUAACGGUGCCUUUUCCCAGGCUGAUGUCAGUGUCUGCAAGAUAUUAAAUUGUACAUGACAUGUUGUGAAGAAAUGGUGUAAAUAUGUCGAUGAAAGUAAAUAUUGAGCCUAUUCGAAUGUCUUCAAGUACGAUGUCAAGUACUUUUUCCUAACAUCACCUACCCAAUUGUGUGUUUUCGAUUGUAAGAUCACCAGAAGCACCAGCUAACAGAUUUAAUCUAAAAAGUUACGGCUGAAUUCUUUUUGACAAAGUUAUAUAUUUUGAAAAUAUACACGUGUGCAUUUAAAGUAUUAAAAUCCCAUUUUAUUAUAUUCCUGUGGCUUAGGAAAGCCAGAUAUCUAAUGUGAAUGCUAUCACCAUGCUGAUAAAUCUCUGGUUUACCUUGUAACCACUGAAGUCUGGUGAUUGAGAGCCGAGUACCAAAAAUCAAACCCACGUGCAGAGAACCCAAAGUGGAGGCGGAGGAAAGGGUUUAACAAAGGUUUAUUAGCUAGCACAAGGAUGAUGUUUACAAUGGCCCUUGACUUAAGGCUUGACACAUGGGGCGUGGGGGUCUUGGCUAGGAGAGAGGGAUAAAGUAAGGGGACAGGUCCAAGAAAGCAACAGCAGCUGGCUGGUGAUUAGGUACGCACUGGAAGAGAGGAGAGCAGUGUUAAAGCAGUAGCCAAUGAGGAGUUCUGGAGAGCGUGGAAGCUAUUGAAACUGUGCAGGUGGGAGAUGGAAACAUUGAAGGAGAGGUGGUGUAGUCCGGGUGGGUUUGGUGGUGUGUGUCAGCUGUCCUGGGCGGUGAAGGUCCCGUGGUAGUGUAAGGGCAGGAGGGCAGGCAGGUGAGGCAAGGAGAUGAUUCUGAAAGCAGGCGGGUUAACCAGAUUUCCAGGAUAAGUUAUUCAGUGUGAUGUAAUUCCCAGGAGCAACUAGAACACAAGAUUGCAAGGUUAGUAAAGCACUUGAGAAUCAUAGACAUGAAGCGUGAGGCCUGGUUACCAACAUGGGGUUGUUGAGGAACUGGCAAGGAAACAGUGUCAGCAAGCAGCUUAAAUCUCCAACCUAAUUGCCUCAAUCAGCUCCAGGUGAGGGAAGCUGUAGGCCCUGCCCAUGGGUGGAUACCAGGGAGGUCCAGACCUUCAGCAGAACUUUACAGCCACACACCCAGACCAUGACACAGAGAUUCUUUGUAUGUAUGCAGUGAUUACAUGAGUGCACUAAUAAAA
Maylandia zebra (zebra mbuna) is the source of this 2908-nucleotide messenger RNA. Its product is annotated as pleckstrin homology domain-containing family S member 1. The record is from RefSeq and is a predicted model, not a curated record. Lineage: Eukaryota; Metazoa; Chordata; Actinopteri; Cichliformes; Cichlidae. Gene Ontology annotation, molecular function: protein binding.